UAUCUUUUAAAAUUUACUAAGUAAUUCUAAUUACAUUUUGUUAAGUUGCUGCUGUUUUUAAAACUUUUCACAAUGCUAUGCUCACAACCGCAAAGAUAUGAUAGAUUAAUCGCCGAAGUACAAUGUUGCCAUUGAAUCCUAGAGAAUGCUUUCAGAUUUUAGAUAAUUUAUGUGCAAUUCCAAGUGGUUUGAAGUCACCGGCGGCGACAAUGUCCGGCCCAGAUGAACAGGAAGACUUUAUAUUUCGUCCGCAACAUCAUUUAGAUGCUAAAUGGCUAAAUCCUGAUUUGCAAGAAGUCCUACACGACCCCAAAUCGCUUUGCGCCACAUUCAACAGCCUGCUAUUGGAUAGAGAAAUAUAUUUCGACGCUGGUAAUGGUCUUGUGAACGGAGCCGGAAUAACUGCGAAGCUGGGAGACAGUGGGAAAUAUUACUGUGGCCUUAGAAUUUUGACUUGCACUUGCUGUGAUGGUCUGUGCGGCCCACACUCGGGCUGUGCCUGUGCACCGUGCUCUGCUCUGUCAGCAGAGGAGGAGCUGCGAUUGGCUAUCCAGUCCAAAAUAGUUGCACCUCCACCAUCUCUUCAAGUAAUUGAUGAAAUUAAAUGGAAGUUGGAUCCAGGACCAGAAUGUAUACAAAGCCUGAUUGACUCUUUGGUAUGGGAACAAAGGAUUCGUGCUAUCAACACUGCUGUUAGUUGUCUAUUUGUUUCACAAAUUCGUAGAUUGAUAGUCAUAUGUCAUAGACACCUUGUAGCUGUGAUAAGAGAUCAAAAUCAUAAUAGAGAUGGAAAGAAAGUGAAAUUAGAAAAGAAGCCCGUACAUGGAGCAAGUAACAGGGCCCUUAGUAGUGUUGUGAGCACACUGAAGAAGUCUGUGGAAUUAAGCACUGAUAGCCAAGAGGAUAUUGAGGAACAUACUGAUGAUGCUGAGGGUGCCAUAGGACUAGCCCGUGUGGGAGCAAGAGCGGCGCUGCGACUCGCCCUGUCCCUCGUUCGUCGCGCGUGGCGAUGCGGCGAGGACGCGGACGUCUGCUCUGCAUUGCUACGUGACGCCCUCGACGCCGUGCGAGCGUUGCCCGAUGCGGCGUUGUACGCUGGCACAGGACAGUGUAACGUACCAGCAUACCAGGCUCCCAGGUCGCAGAAGAUAUGGGCUGAAGUUGUCGACAGCGCUGCGAAGUUUCUACACCAAGUUGUUGCAGGUGAAGUGGGCUGUAAUGUGCCGCAAGGCGACUGGCGCACGUCCCUCUGUGUGUGGGUGGAGCUGUGCGCGCGCCGCGCCGAGCUCCCCGCCCUGCUGAAAGCCGCCGACGUGCUCGUUAAUCUACCGCCGAAACAGAAACGACAGCCGGAUAACAGAAUAAUCCUGGAAGAAUGCACAGCACCGUUGGGACCUUUUCUCCGGCGGAUGGCGAAAGUGUCGGCGCCCAGUCCGAUCAUCAACUCCGAACCCAACACAGAAUCUAACCCCACAGAAACAUUUCUGAAGGAGCUGACGAUACCAAGUGGAGAUGGGUUGAUGAGCGUGCGGAAGGCCGGUAUCGCGCUGCUCUGCCACUUGGACAGGCUAGGGGCUCCGUUACUGCCGCCUCUCAAGGGAUUUGUCACUUGCACAGAAUCAGCACAGGAAGUAAUCUGCAUCGACUCUGGGCCGGUGCAGCUCGGCAGUCUGCGUAUACAGCAGAUCGCGUGCGCGGAGAAACUAGCGCUGCUGCUGACGCAAGAUGGCGCUGUCUACACCCUGCCUUAUGAUACGAUGACGCCUCAUCUUAUACCCGGUUUGGAAAGUAAAACAAUAACUCAAGUGUCGUGUCACCCGCUCGGACGUCACUACCUGUGCCGCGGUGCGUGCGGAGGGGCGUGGUCUUGGGGGGCGGGGGAUGACGGACGCUUAGGACACGGUGACACGGCGCCGCGCGACGCGCCGCAGCCACUACACCAUUUAGCGCACCAUGACGUGGUGCGAGUCGCCGCCGGCGUGGCGUGCAGUGCGGCCAUCACGACUCGCGGUGCGUUAUACACUUGGGGGCGGGGCGCUCACGGCAAGCUCGGUCACGGAACCAUCGAGAACUGUCUCACGCCACAACCUGUGUCAUUCAACGCACACAAUAUAGAACGAAUCAUUGACGUCGCUCUUGGUUGGGGUGAAGCACAAACACUGUGUUGUACGUGGGAGGGGGCGGUGCAAGUGUUCGGGGAGGGCGAUGCGGGCACGCCCCGCGCUCUGACGUCGCUCGCCACUAUACGAGUCACGCGCGUAUACACCGGGGAACACUUUCACGCCGCGCUUACUGACAGUGGCCAAGUGUACACGUGGGGCAAAGGCGACGGAUACAGACUUGGCCAUGGCACAACUGAAAGUAUCAAGACUCCGAAAUUAGUUGAAGCGCUCCAGGACAUUAAAGUGGUGGAGGUCUCGCUCGGCGCCUCGCACGGGUUUGCGGUAUCGGCUGACGGGCUCGUGUACGCAUGGGGGACGCACGAGCGUGCGCAGCUGUCGCGCCCCGCCCCCCAGCCGCUCAAUGUCUUCAACCCGCCUUUCAAAGCUAAUGGUGUUGCUAGCGGACCAACACAAAUAUUUGCCUGGAGUGAAGAGAAUCCAAGAGACUUGCCUUCUUCGAUGCCUUUUGUGAUAGAUUUAUCAGAGAGUACAUUCAAGUUUCUAGAAAGACUGCUUAGAAUUGUAGUGGAACAGUGCAAUACGGCGAAUGUUAAAGAAAACGAAUGCAUUGCGAUAUCCUGCUUGAAUCUUCUAAGAUUACAAGUUCACGCUUGGCAAUGCACGCAAGACUCAGGCGAUGUGGAGGGGGCGUUAUGGGGCGGGGUUCACUCCGCGCUCGCAGCGCUCGCGGAAGGCCGUGCGGGCGCGUCCGCUGCGGCCGCCGCACGACGCGCGCUCGCCGCCGCAUGGCCGCUGCUGCUGCCGACUCCGCAUCUGCGCGCGUUGCAUCUUAUUGCGUUGUUGCCGCAAGGAUCGGCGCCGGCGAGCGCGGGCGCACGAUUCAUGACGGAGCUUCUGGUGUGGUCGUUACUCGGCGGCGGCGGGCUGCGGGACGCGCUCAACAACGCACUUCGAGCGGACUCCGCAGAUCCCUACAGUCAUCUACAGCUGGACGAUGAAUACGAUCAGAUUGACAUAGUAACUGGGCAGCGAGGUACUCCCACAACGACCAUGUCCGAAGACUCUGAAGCUGUUCCAGCUACAUGUCCUGAAGAGUAUGAAAUAAGCAAUGCUGGGCCGUCAGAAAAUAGCGCUUCCGUUCCUUUGAUGCAUCUGGUGAAACAUUUAAUAAGCAACACAACGUCACAAACUCAACUACACAUCAACUCAAUAAUGAAUGGCGACACAAACAAGGCUGAUGAGCUGAGAGGCCACGAUACUGUCAGUCCCAGUUGCGAUCUACUGAUAAGAUUUCAAAGACUGCUAUUCACGGAGGCAAUGUGGUGUCGCGGGGGCCGCAACACGCGCGGCGGCGUGCGUUCGCUCAUCACGCAGUACGUCACACUUCUGUCCGAGCACACGUACACCACACUCGCGUGCUUCGUGCGCGCCGUUUUCCGAGCGGACAAUGCACAGCUCGUCUCGCUAUGUGACGUCAUUACUCAGGAUAUCAUCGGGCGUGUAAUAAGUGAGCUGUGCGUGUGGAUAUGCGCGUGCGGCGCUCGCAGCGGCCUUGUUUUAGGCGAUUGCGGCGCGGCGGCGCUCCGCCUCUUGCGUGCGUGCGACGACGCGGCGCGCUCGCUGCCCGCUGCCGCCAAGUUGGACGCGGACUUGCUCGGCUGGCCUGGCCUAGUAUCGCGUAGACACCAACUCAACUCGACUAUUGUUAGAAAGUACGAUCUCAAAAAUCAUACCAAAGAGGGCGGUUCCUGGAUAGUGGUGGCCGGCUACGUAUACGACGUACACAAGUUCGACUGCGACAACGCGAGUACUGUGGAGCUCGUACGCAAAUUGCGUGGGUGCGACGCCACAGCGGCGCUUAGCGUGGAACCGCACGCUGCGUAUUUGUCACGCAUUACCGAGAAAUGUGUUGGCAUGUACACCAAUCAGAUAUACUCGCAUAAGUGUCAGGAAAGCACAUCUACUCUCAGAGCCCAUCACAUCCUUUCGUCUUGCGCGUUUAACCUAGCUCUCGGUCUUACUCAGUGCGGUCUGCGACUCUCGCGCUCGAUACCGGUACAGCAGGUGGAAAAAGAGGCGGCGCCGUACGCUACUGCUAUAUUCCUUAGAGGCGGCCUGCAGAUAUCGCACCCAACAAACCCAUUUGAAGAGGAGAAAGCGGAAGCUCGUAGUGGUUCGUCAACCGGUGGCAACAGUCCGGCUUGCGACGCGCCGCUUGCGCACACGCCCAACGUACGGCCCGCACGCACGCCCCGGCUCAACGUCCCAGUUACGGUCACGCCCAUGCGGGCUGAUGCGCUACUGUUUGCGCUCGCUGAACCUAAGUUACAUGAUCCGCUAGCGCUGCACCUAUGGUGGGCGUGCGAGCGGCGCGAGGGCUGCGCCCCGCAUUUCCCGCCCGAACAUCCGCUGGAGGAGCUCCGCAGGGCCCUGCUAGCUGUCUUGCUUUAUCAUGCCGGACUGAAAGAGCACGCGCUAGCGACUGCUACUGCUGAAAUGGAGAAAGGAGAGGUGAAACUGUCGCCGGCGAUGUCUGAAAUAGUGAAGGCGGUGCAGCAAAGCAAGUGGACCCUCAUGAGGACAAGACAGCAGAUGUCGCGCGGUUAUAAAGAGGUGUGUGCGGCCCCGCUAGAGAAAGCCCGAUUUCUGCUACACGAAGUCCGCGCCGCCAUUUCCCCGGCGGUGUCGGCGCUCAAAACGCGCCCACCCACGCGUCGCAGACCCACCGCCGCCAGAAUGUUCCAGAAGGUCAUGAAGAUGGCUAAAUCGCCUACGUUUAAUAAGUGCUUUGAAACAACCAAAGAUCUUCGCAACAGACAAAAUAGUCUCAGUAAAAGUAUGCUGAAAGCGACCGGCAGCUUACUACAGGGUGAUGCUCUACUCAUAAAAUCGACUAUCGGCAAUCAAAUAAUAAACAAACUCGAGGAACACCCUGUAGUAGUCGAACCACUAAAGAGUCAAAGCGAUACACUAUCAGACACCGCCAAAGAUUACUUCCAGACUAAAAUGAAAUUGAAACUCAAAGAGAAACCAUUAGAAAAAGAUUUGAAGAACGCUUCAAAUUACGGCGAUAUGAGAAACGACGGGCGCGAUUCGAAAGCAGACAAAGAUGAUUAUGAUAAAGACGACGACAAAACUCCAACAAAUGAAGUAUCUAUGAGUUCAAUGAAUGAUAUAACAGAUAAUUCUGUACUUAAAGAAUCUCUAGAGAGUGAGAAACAAGUGAUGUUGCUGGCUGAUGAUCUGAAAAAUGAGUUGAUUGUUGCCGAUGAGGAGAAGGAUGAUGAUAACUCGGAGAGGAAUAAAUUUGUUAACGCUUGGGUUAGCCGACUGGCUUGUGAGGAGAAAGACUUGUAUUGGAUGUUGGAGGAAGUAUCUCCGGAGCAACAGAGCUUGACUUCAGCCAUCAUUGACUUCGUGAUCACCGAAGCGCCCUGUGAUAUUGAUACGCUUAGGAGAGCUCUGUAUUGUCAGAUACAAAGAGCUGAGAUAAGACUGAACGGGUAUUUCAUUAUAAAUAGCGUACUAAACUCUGCGCAAACGAUGUCGGAAAGUAUAAAGUAUGCUGCACUAAGCGGGCUACUUGGAGCGUCCAUGGCUGACUCCGUACCACAUUCUCCUCUAAAACCCACAAUCCCAUUUACUCCACCAUUAAGAGGCAUAGAAUCUGUGAUACCACAUACAAAAUACAUGGUCCUUCUAGAAAGGUCUAAGUUAAUGGAGUAUGUUUUGAUUGAGUUGAAAGCGAAGGUCCAAGAAGGGGAACAAAGCCAACCGCUGCCUUUGAAAUUGAGCGCGAAUUAUGGAGCACACGCGUUGCUAAAUAAACCGUCCAGAGCAAGAUUCCUCAUCACACUUCUAUCAUUGCUACUCGAAGGCUGUCAAGGUCCAGAGUUAGAGCAGCUAAUAAACUGUGGAGCGUUGAGCACCUGUCUCACUCUGUUGAAGCAGAUCGGUGGAGACACGUCACUACAUACUUCUCUAAUCUGCAACAGUUUGAAAACGAAAUCUGAAUGCCUAAUCAUAUACGAGGAUGAGAGGCUGGGCGCAAGAGCGCGAGGCGCUUCCUUGUCCGGUCCCGAGUUGGCAUCGCUCAUGAAAAUUGGCACCAGAGUCGUCCGCGGUAAAGAUUGGAAGUGGGGAGACCAGGACGGUGUCCCCGGCGGUGAAGGGCGCGUUAUCGGCGAGCUCGGCGAGGACGGCUGGGUGCGGGUCGCCUGGGAUGCCGGCGGGACCAACUCGUACCGUAUGGGCAAAGAGGGAAAGUACGAUCUCAAGCUAGCACGCUCGCCCUCCCCACCGCCGUCUGUAGACGAAACCGUACAGGCUAAUGGAGAGAACAGUGUGGAAUGGUGGCCGGUGAACGAAGUUCGUGCGGCGUGCACGUGUUGCGUACGUGCUAUCUGUGCGGGGGCGGGGCGGCUAACGGGAGCGUCGCGGGCGGCGGCGGCGGCGCGGCGUAACGUCGCGGCGUUGCAAAGGAGAUUAUUAGCGCUUGCGCACGCACACAUGUCCCCGCCCCCCACAGCGUUUGCGUCGCAAACUCACACCGCUUUGGCGUUGCUGAGAGCAAGCGCUCAAUCACCGGAGAUGCGAAGUGCUCUCUGCACGGAUUCGUGGUUCGAGCUGUGUUACAGUAUUAUUUCGUCAAGCGAUAAGCCUAUCUCCCAAGAUCUCAUAUAUCUACAGAUACAAGCGCUAUGGCUGUUACGUCGUGUGCUAUGCGAACACAACGGUCCCUCGGACUGGCGGCGCACGGUCGCGGCGCAGCUGAUCGCGCUCGCCGGCCGCCUGUGGCUCGAGACGCAUGCGUACGACCCCGCGUUACGUGCGCACGCGCAUACGAUCACCACUACGGUCAUAAAUAACGGCGAUGAAGAGGAAGUUGACGUGCGAUGGCGCGCGCCCGCCACCGCCAGCUACACGGGCGCAACGUGCGCGGCGCUCAUGGAGCUCGUACGCAGUUUGCACACUGCGCCGCAAUGGCACGCCCCCCUUACGGCCUUAUUGCUUGAUAAACUGCAACUGGCCGCUCAGACGAUAACAAGCGACUGGCAUUGGUGGCCACACGCCAGUCAAGAUUUGACGCAGACCAUGAAACCCUCGCCGCCAUCAUUAAACGCAUGUUUGAUAGCUGGAGCCCUAGGUGUAGUCGGUGGGUUGGAAUGGCGGAUCCGGCUCGGCCAACGCGUAUUAACUGGCUCGCCAACUCGACAAGCCAUCGUCACACAGCUCUCCUCGCGAGCUAAGCUAACCCUCAUACACGAAGAUAAUACGACUACAAAGAGUGAUCUAAGCGGCGUACAGAGCGCGGAGUGCGGGCGGUUGUCGCUCGCGCUAGGGGGCGGGGAGAGCGCGCUGCGUGUGUGCGCCGCACUGCUCGGCGCCGCGCCGCAGGCUUCGCCCGUACAUCCACAUCAUUUACCUGCCGAGAUAGACGUUUACGGUCUAAGGAGACAGCAGAUGGAAUUGCUUACUCUAUGUGCGGUGCGAGGCUUAUUGACGACUAGGACACGACUACGCAAAGUGCUAUUACAACCGCCUGAUAGCGGAGGAUCACUAGACAGAUCGUCGUCCACCAGUGCGGACGGUACGCUGCUGCGGCGACUGCUGGCGCUCGCGACACGGCCGAGCCCGCUCGCGGCGGCGCACACGCCCGCCGAGCUCGCCGCCGCCGCGCUCACUAUAGUGCAGCAGCUGGCCGCUCAUGUCGCAGGUGAAGAUAAGGAGUACGAAACUCCGCCGGAGAUACCGAUCAUAGACAAGAGUAACGUGAUGCAAGUGUCCAUGGGUCCGUCUACGAGCACUGCGUCACUGUCUCGCAAAGAUCUAAAUACAUGGGCAAACUCGUCACAAGUGCAGCAAGUUAUCGAGAUGGGAUUCUCCAGACACGCUGUUUAUGGCGCUAUUCAGACGCUUGGUGGCACUAGCCUGCCGUCAGUGGAGGCGUUAGUGGCGUACCUACUGGAGCUGCCGCAGCAGGGCAUGGACGACACAGUGUUCGACGUCAAACCCGUCGUCAAACAAGACAAGAAGCCUACACCCUUCAGGUGGCGCAGCUGCUUUGCGUCAGAAGACGAAUACGCUCAGUAUCUCAGUGACGUCAUCGCACCGGGUAUGACCGUGCGGUGCUGUAAGGCGUUUGAGAAUAUUGCUCUGGGAGAUGUCGGCCAAGUCCAAAAAGUUGAACGCGACAUCAAACAAAAUGUAUUCCUGCAUGUGGAAUGGCGCGGCGUGGGUCGAGUAGCGGGCGUACGCGCCGUGCACGCUGAAGUAGUGUCGGGUGCGCCGCCAUUCGCGCCCGGAGACCGCGUCCGCGUACGCGCCGCCGUCACGCAGCCGCGGUACAAAUGGGGAUGUAUAGACCAUACGAGUGUUGGGACUGUUACUGCAAUAUCAAACAACGGGCGCGAUUUGACAGUCGAUUUCCCGCAACAACCCGGCUGGACCGGUCAAGUCAGCGAAAUGGAACUGGUCACGGAUCAGUCGGAAUGGUGCUGCGCGGCGGGCGGGUCGGGUGUGGGCUGGCGCGGCGCAGUGCGUUGCGUACGCGUAUCGUCCUGCCGGCCCGCUGCGGGCGCGCGCCGCCUACUUGACUCGCAGCCGCAUACGUACUGGCAGAGCUCGACGGGUACUGGACAGCACUGGAUCCGCGUUGAAAUGCGUAUGGGUGUGCGCGUACGCAGACUCGGGUUAGGCGUGGCGGGCGGUACGCACGGGCCCGCAGCUCUAUCCGUGCGUGCGGGUGCAAGCUUCGACGACGCCGCGCUCGCGCCGCUAGCGGCCGUGCCGUGCGCCGCCGCGCCCAAACGGCCCGCGCCGCCCAACCACCUAGCACAGAUACAACUGUUGGCUGAUUGUAAACAGUAUUAUCCAUGCAUAGAAAUUGGAAUAAAGCAAAAUAGGAACGUGAACGCCGAUGUUCGUGUGCACGGACUGUAUAUCACUGGUUUUCGACCGAACCCAAUGUAUACUGAAAUUUUGUCGAGCAUGAACUUUGUGGCGGAAGACUGGAUGGAAAAGGACAGUCCUACAGGUGCUGCAUCAUCUGAAAAUAACCCACCAACACUACCGAAUGACUGUCCAAAGGUAUACGUAUGGGGUCUAAAUGACAAGGAUCAAUUGGGAGGUGUGAAGGGAUCCAAAGUGAAAGUGCCUGUAUUUUCCUCGACUCUCAGUUCCUUGCGGCCCGUACAUAUUGCGGGUGGCUCGAAAACAUUGUUUGUCGUGUCUCACGAUGGCAAGCUGUACGCGUGCGGUGAAGGCACGAACGGGCGGCUGGGGCUGGGCCACAGCAACAACGUGUCGACGCCGCGCGCCAACCCGUACCUCUCGCACGUACUCGUGCGUCGCGUCGCCGUGCACUCCGGCGGGAAACAUGCGCUCGCGCUUACCGCUGAUGGCAAGGUCUACUCGUGGGGUGAAGGCGAGGACGGUAAGCUAGGCCACGGGAACCGCCAAACGCUUGAAGUGCCGCGACUAAUCGAGACGUUAUCUGACGAGCGCGUCGUGGGCAUUGCGUGCGGCUCCGCCCACAGUGCGUGCGUGACCGCUCGCGGACAUCUCUACACGUGGGGGCUGGGGGAAUACGGGCGGCUCGGACACGGCGAUGACGUCACGCAGCUCGUGCCUAGAAUGGUGGAGGCGUUGGCGAAUUUCCGUGUGAUACAAGUGGCGUGCGGGUCGCGGGACGCCCAGACGCUCGCUCUCACCGCGUGCGGCAAAGUGUUCUCGUGGGGUGAUGGGGAUUUUGGGAAAUUAGGUCGUGGUGGAUCGGAUGGCUGUGAAAUUCCAAUGAAUAUAGAAAGACUCAACACGUUGGGCGUAAUACAAGUAGAGUGCGGCGCACAGUUCAGCCUGGCGCUGACAAGAGAUGGCGAGGUAUGGACGUGGGGCAAAGGCGACUACUUCCGUCUCGGUCACGGGUGCGACGCGCACGUGCGACGGCCGACCAUCGUGGAGGCGCUGCGCGGUCACCGCGUCAUACAUGUUGCGGUCGGUGCGCUACACUGUCUAGCUGUUACGGCGGAGAACCAGGUGUGGGCGUGGGGCGACAACGACCACGGUCAGCAGGGCAAUGGUACCACGUGCGUGAACCGGCGGCCGGCGUUAGUGGCGGGCGUAGAGGGCGUGGUGCGCGCCGCCGCCGGCUCCUCCCACUCGGCUGCGUGGGCGACCCGCGCGACGCGUCCUGACCCGCCCGCUGCGCCCGCGCCGCUGCCUUUCCCGGCGCUGAGGGAUCCGUUAGGCGCUCAUAGUUUAGGCCUAUACUCGGAAGAGACUGUAGUGGGAGAGCCGCAAGGAACUCGGCCGUCACUAGCGAGCGCGGCGCUGGCGUUAGAGCCGCCAGUGGCGGUGCAACAUGCGCUGUCUCUUAUACUACUGACAUUACACAUCACUCAGGCUCGCACGCUAUUGGUCGAGGCGUUGCGUGCGCACGAGGCGUGCACGACAGUUCCAGUGACUACGGGGUUGGACUCUGAGGACGACGAUACGGAGGCUGACGCACGCACCGGCGGCGGAGAGGCGCCGGCAGAUAGAGCUACUUUGCCGAGCGGAGCCAGCAGUCCUCUCAGCGGGUCUAUAUCGUCCCGCCACUCGGCCGUCAUGUCGUCUAGCGCGGUGUCGGUUGCCGCUGCCACCAUGACAGUGCAACAAGCUGACGCACCUAAGCUGGCAUUAGACGAUUUCACGUCUCAACUUGGCGAGUCGGACGCUCGGGCGCUCGUAGACCUUCUGAAACUAGCGGCGGCAGGACGCGUACCCAACGCGGCCAACGCUGUUAAAGUCAUAACAGACGUUCUAAUGGCGUUGUGCGCCAGCAAACCAGGCGUGGCUGAAAUGGUUGCGGAGGUGUGCGUUAGUGAGCUAGAGGAGGCGGCGGGGGGCGGGGCCCGCGCGCCGCCGCGCCCCGUCACUGUCGACAGCCCGCAUCCGUACGCUGAUGACACUGAUAUAUCCGGCGUGGUUAAGAUCCCUGGUGCAUGCAGUCUGCGAGUGACGUUCGAGCAAGGCUGCUCAACCGAGCGGCGCAACGACCCGCUAACGAUAUCGGACAGCGCGGGCCGCGUGUUGGCCACCCGGUCCGGCCGCGAGCCCGCUGAUUGGGCGCAGGAGAUACUCGUCAAUGGUGACGAGCUGCGUUGGCGGUUCACGAGUGAUGGCUCGGUGAAUGGGUGGGGAUGGCGAUUCACAGUACAUCCUAUUCUCCCCUCGAAUUCAUCGGCGGAGAGUGGGACGGAUAGAUACGUGCUAUCUUGUCCAUCCGUGGAGCUGGCUUGGCGGCUUCUAGACGGUCCUCUACUGAAGGCGGUCUCCAAAGAUCAUCAUUUGGCGCCGAGGCUGGCUCAAGCGCUCGCUAUCUGCGCACAAAUGCCUACUUUGUCAUGGCGUGCACGUGUGUGGUGCGUGCGUCGUCUGCGGGGCGUGGUGUGCGCGGUGGCGGGUGGUGCGGGCGGCGGGGCGGAGGGCGAGCAGGUCGCCGCCAGCCCGCCCGCGCUGGCACAGCUAUCACAGCUGCUGCAGGCGCAGUACGAGCACGAGGAACCCGCGCUGCGUACCGGGACGCACCUUAUGCACACACAUUAUUUGAAGGAGCUAGCGUGGUUAGCGUGCGGCCUACGUAUCGACUCGCGCGUCUGCAACGGGCCGGACGCAGCGCGGUGGGCGUGGUUCAAACGCUACUGUCUAUGUAUGCGGAGUGCACACGCCCUCAUACGGCGCCAACCCAUGCCGCCGCCUUUUAUAUCGGAAGUACGGAAAAGAUUGGCGGACUUGGGAGUAUACAAUGCGGAUGAAAGCUUAGACGCUAAGAAUCCGUGGGAGGACAACGUUAAGUUUACCAGACAACACGACGAACAACUGCUUCAUUGGGUUAGCAAGCGUCCGGAGGAGUGGUCUGGCUGGUGGGGCGGGGGCUCGCGCGGCUGUGCGGUGUACGGGUGGGGCCAUAACCAUCGCGGGCAGCUGGGUGGCGUAGAGGGCGCCAAGGUGCGGUCGCCGGUGCCGUGCCGCGAGCUCGCCGCGCUCGACCCCGUGCAGCUAGUUGGCGGGGAGCAGACGCUGUUCGCUGUCACGCCCGACGGCAAGGUGUACGCCACGGGAUAUGGUGCCGGCGGUCGCCUCGGGAUCGGUGGAAUAGACUCAGUGUCACUACCUACCUUGUUGGCGUCUAUUCAACAUGUCUUUAUUACCAAGGUGGCGUGUAACUCGGGCGGCAAGCACUGUCUAGCGCUCUCCGCUGACGGUGACGUGUACAGCUGGGGUGAGGGGGAGGAUGGGAAACUUGGACAUGGGAACAGAGUAAACUACGACCGUCCGAAGCUAAUAACGGCGUUAUCAGGUCUCGAGGUGGUGGCUAUAGCGUGCGGCGGCGCGCACUCCGCGUGUCUUACCGCGCGCGGCCGCAUCUACACCUGGGGGAAGGGCCGCUACGGACGACUAGGACACGGGGAUUCGGAGGACCAACUUGUGCCUAAAAUGGUGGAGGCGCUAGCAUCGUACCGCGUGAUCGAUGUGGCUUGCGGGUCGGGAGACGCGCAGACGCUGUGCAUCACCGAUGACGACAACGUCUGGUCGUGGGGUGACGGCGAUUACGGCAAACUAGGUCGAGGAGGUUCCGAAGGCUGCAAGCUACCGACUAAAAUAGAUUGUCUGAAAGGACUGAGAGUUAUAAAAGUGGAGUGCGGCUCACAGUUCUCCGUAGCGCUGUGUCAGUGUGGCAGUGUUUAUACAUGGGGCAAAGGCGACUACCACCGUCUAGGUCACGGCACAUACGAACACGUGCGACGGCCAAUGCGCGUCACCGGCAUGCAGGGAAAGAUGAUCGUAUCUAUUGCCACAGGUAGUCUCCACUGUGUUGCGUGUACGGACACCGGCGAGGUCUAUACGUGGGGCGACAACGAUGAAGGGCAACUAGGCGAUGGUACGACGCUCGCGGCGCAACGUCCGCGUCUGCUCGUUGCGUUACAGGGCAAGCGUGUGAGUCGCGUUGCGUGCGGCAGUGCGCAUACAGUCGCGUUGUGCGUGGAGAGUGCGCGCGCGCCACGCCCCCCGCCCCCUCCGCCGCUCGAGUGUCACUUGCUGCGUGAUAUGCCGCCGGAUAUACUCGCUAAUAGACUCGUUCUGCUUCAUCAAUUUUCGGAACUAGUUUGUCCAAACUUGGCGCUACUGAUACUGGAAGAACCAUUCGAUCAGCUGAGAACACUACUGUUCUAUAGUGUCAAAGAGGCGGCAUUUAGAAGAGCAAUAACAGCGACAAUGGUACGCGAGCGUCAACACGGGCCCGUAGUCGAGCUAUCCCGCGUGGCGGCGCGACGCGCACGCCGCGGCGGGUCCGGGCUGGCGGGCGCGGGCGGCAUGCGCAGCGUGUUUGGACAGAUGGUAGCACGCCUGCCCGCGCUUACGCCCGACGCGCUAGCGCUGCCGCAUCGAGUGUGGAAAGUCAAGUUUGUUGGCGAAAGUGUGGACGAUUGCGGCGGCGGGUACAGCGAGAGUAUAGCGGAGAUGUGCGAGGAGCUACAGAACGGUUCGUUACCGCUGCUCAUGGCCACGCCCAAUGGGCGGGGCGACGCCGGCGCCUCCCGCGACGCCUUCCUGCUCAAUCCGACUGCGAAUACGCCACUGCAUCUUAACUGCUUCCGGUUUCUUGGUGUACUAAUGGGUAUCGCGAUACGUACCGGCUCUCCUCUAUCUCUUUCACUCGCGGAGGGCGUGUGGAGACAGCUAGCUGGUCUGCCGCUUCGUCCUCAAGACCUGGCUGAAGUAGAUAAGGAUUUCUUACCGGCGUUGCUGUGUAUACGAGAUAUGGCGCCUAAUAACAAGGAGUUACAAAAUCUAGAGCUACCGUUUUCGAUACCGUCGGCGGCUGGGCACGAGGUGUCGCUGUCGACGCGGUACAAGAGAGUCACGCCAGACAACAAAGAUGAAUACGUCCAACUCGCCUUACACUACCGACUGCACGAGUUCGACGAGCAAGUCCGCGCGGUGCGUGACGGUAUGUCACGCGUGAUCCCCGCGCCGCUGUUAGCGCUGUUCGCGGCGUCGGAGCUCGAGGCGCUAGUGUGCGGCUCGCCUGACAUACCCGUGCAGGCUCUGCGCGCUUCUGCUACGUAUAAAGGCAUAGAACCUCAUGCGCCGCUGGUGCAGUGGUUCUGGGAGGUGAUGGAGGAGCUAUCGGGCAGCGAGCGCGCGCUGUUCCUGCGGUUCGUGUGGGGCCGCACGCGGCUGCCGCGCGCGCCGCAGGACCCCAGACAGCGGGACUUCGUGCUGCAGGUGUUAGACAAGUAUCAGCCGCCCGAUCACUUCCUGCCAGAGAGCUACACCUGCUUCUUCCUGCUCAAAAUGCCGCGGUACUCGUGCAAAGCUGUUCUAAGAGAGAAACUGAGGUACGCGAUCCACUUCUGUAAGAGUAUAGACACGGACGAGUACGCGCGCGUCGCUCUGAGCGCCGCCGAGCGCGUGUCCUCCGAGGAGUCCGACACCGACGACCCCGCCCCGCCUCACGCCCCGCCCCCCGCACUGUACUCCGUCACGAGACCGCCCACGUGGCUGUAAGAGCCAGAAGUUUACACUAUACCCGCCUAAGGAAAAUUACGUUACUGCCGCCUGUCCGACGACCCCGCCUAGCCACUCUGCCCUAUGCUUCGUUACAAGAUCGUGGCUGUAAAAGAUGUACCUUUAACUACACGCCUUUGGCGUUAACGUAUAUGUAGUUUGUUGCCGCCUACUAAUGGUCGGUGACCCCACCUUGUCACAAGCCCCGCCCCCUGCUCCAUACCCGUCACGGGAGCAUCAAACCGCAGUUUAUUACAUAUGCAGCCCGCGAUCUUACCUCUUUCUCCGUCAUAAAUACUAUUCUAACAUAAUGGACAAGGAUAGACUAUAACGUCACAUCAUAUAUUAGGAUAUAUGUUUAUUGUUUAACCUACAGUAAUAUUUGUUAGUGUUAUAAUCAAAUAUUGUUUAAACGUGCUUCAAACAUAAUAUCCAAUAUUCAUGUAUUUGUCAAACAUUAUUCUGUCAAUUUAAAAUGUCAAACACAAAGCUAUAGUUGGGCACAUAUCAGUUUAAAAUCUGUAUUCUCGUAUAAAUACUACUACAAUAAGAAAUACAACAAUUCUAUAUUUUUAAUAGAAGUGUAACUGAAAAUAUAUUUUAUCGAUUUAAUGGUAAAAGUAGCUAUUUUAAAACCUUAUUAUGAUCAAACGUGUAAACGAUCAUUCAAACCAGGUAAUAAUAAAAGUACCGCAUGUCAUUAUGUAUAAAAUAUUUCUGACUAUUCUCAACUCAUAAGUUUAGGAUAACUUUUUCUUCCAGCAGAUAGAUCCAGCCUGUCAAGAAUGUGAAGAACAAGAAAAAGUGGCAAUAUCGUAGUGUCAUCCCUUUCAAAUCAAUCUAAGAAAAAAGGGAUGACAC
Messenger RNA from Aricia agestis (brown argus), 15539 nucleotides. It is a transcript of the gene HERC2, whose product is annotated as probable E3 ubiquitin-protein ligase HERC2. The record is from RefSeq and is a predicted model, not a curated record. Gene Ontology annotation, molecular function: ubiquitin-protein transferase activity; metal ion binding. The transcript has 90 exons. Gene Ontology annotation, biological process: protein ubiquitination. The coding region runs from base 123 to 14678 and encodes 4851 amino acids. Lineage: Eukaryota; Metazoa; Arthropoda; Insecta; Lepidoptera; Lycaenidae.